Messenger RNA from Funneliformis caledonium, 2265 nucleotides. The record is from the annotation of a GenBank genome assembly. Lineage: Eukaryota; Fungi; Glomeromycota; Glomeromycetes; Glomerales; Glomeraceae.
AUGUCUAACAAGUCCGUUUUAAAGGCCAUAGAGACUUCUGGACGCAAUCCAAAGUUAAAGUCACGGCUGAAUAAUGAACAGGAUUUGAUUAAGAGUGGUAAACUUUCGAAUAGCUUCACCGGCUGUUUUAAAGAGAUACUGUUUAAUGGAAGAGAAUCUCGUAAAGCAGUAGAAAUUAGAUAUGAUGAUUGUGAUAGGAAUAUUAAAGAAGUGGACUAUAAAAUAAAUAAUUUUUAUUUUCAAAUGAAUGAAGUUCUCGUAAAUGAUCUUUAUAAUUAUAUCGAAGAUACAUAUUCCGAUGAAAAUGAUACUCAUCAGUUCUUGAAAUCACGAAUAUUUGGGUUGCCGACGGCUUUGGUCUUUGGAGGAUAUGAUCCCUCACGUGAAAACCUUUUUGAAAGUUUUGCUCGUUCUUUAUCUGAAAAACAACAAACCUGUGUCGUGUUGAUUGAUUCAACGACCGUUUUAAAACUAGAGGAUCUGGUGACUCACACGAUUAGAUAUUUUAAAUAUAAAAAUGGAUCUUCUUUUAGUGGUUAUAAUCAUUUCUUUGCAGAAAAUACUUAUAAUAGUGAUGACGAGGAAACAAUCAAGGAUGACGAGGAAUUAGAAGAAGAUUCUAUCGAUGAAGGACAAUCUAAUCAUGAUGAUGAAAGCGAUGAUGAUAUGAAUUUAGAAGAGGAAAGUGGUGAAAAUGAUGAAUUAACGUCCCUUUCAGUCAAGGAUGUAGUUGAUAUUGAAUCAUUGGUAAAAUGGUAUGAGAGUAAUGCCAAAUUACACGGUCUUAGAUCUUUGCCAAAGUUGAUUAUUAUAAUAUAUAAUUUUGAUUUGUUAGAUCCUGUAAUAGCGGAAAAAUAUCUUCAUAUUCUCAAUGAACACAAAAGCCAGAUUCCCAUUGUAUUAAUAUUGGGCAUUUCCUCAGGAUAUAGAGGCAUUGAUGCUAUUCACGAGGGUUAUUCAUAUUCGGUGGAACGCUUGUUGAGACUCAAAGAAUUUCAUUUAUCGGAUAACAUUCACAAUUUCGAUGAACUUAUAGCAAGGUUCUUCAUCAAAAAUCAUUUUGGCGUCAAAGUCGGUAUAAGGCCAUACAAUUUUCUUAAUGAUAUGUAUGGGCGACUAAAAGUUUCUCUUAAAUAUUUUGAGUGCUCUAUCAAGCAUGUCAUAAAUUACUAUUUCUAUUCAAAUCCAUUAAGUAUUCUCACAACUAUUGACCCGGACGAAGUUUCAUCGAGAGUUGAUUUAUUGAAUAAAUAUCAUAUAGAAAUGAUACGUAUGCAACCUUCAUUUAGAAGAUUGGUGGAACAUUUUAUUGAUGAGCACAGUCAUCCAAAGGUUGCGCGUUCUUUGCUUGAGGAUGAUAAUUCUGUCAAAUCCAUAUUACCAAAUAUUCUGCGUGAUAUGAAAAAUUAUCAUCAAAAUUUCGCUGUAGCAUUUGAAAUCGUUCAUAAUUUGCAGCAAUAUGUUUGUGAUAAUCCAAAAUUGAUCAAGGCAAAGUACGAAUUAUAUUCUUAUGCAUUAACACAUCCUGGAUUAGGGGAACAUGAGCAUGUUCGGAAAUUGAAGUUUCGAGAUCUUAAACAAUUCCUCGAAAACUUUCAAAAUGUUCUUGAAAAGGCAGAAUGUGUGAAUUCAGCAAUUCCAAAAUUUUUUGAAAAAUUAGAACAGAUUGGAAACUUAUUACAAUCUUCAAUAAAAUUACCAAAGAAUAAAAAACGAAAGAAAAAAACCGCUAUCCUUAUGCAAGGAGAGAUAGAUAGCAUUUUCGCACUAGCACCAUCAUCAACAACUUCACAAGAAAUCACCGAUAAAUUCACGAAAUUGAUUGACGAAAUUUUCGAAUAUUUACAAGUUUUUUUCAAGAAAAACCUAUGCCAUUACUCUACAAAGACUCUUUAUGAAAUUUUUUAUUGGGAAGAAUCUUAUUCUCUUGAAGGUUUAUUUCUUCCAAGAAUUCGCCAAUCAAUCGCUACAGCGCUUGGAAGACCAAAACAAUAUCUCAAUUAUCCCGCAGGAAAAAUAUCAUACACCCAGGAUGAUAGGUGUAUAUUAUAUAAAUUACUUGUAGGAUUUGGUAAGUUUAUUCAUAUUAAUGAUUGGUUAGAAAGUUUUGAAAAUAUUAUAAAGAAAGAGAAUAGAAAUAUCACUGAUGACGAAACGAAGGCAAGAUUCUGCAGAGCUUUUGAAUCACUUAAAAUUGUUGGAGUAAUCGCUGAUGCUAAAGGAAAGCGAGGUUACGUUAGAAAAAUGAUUUGGGGAAAAUUUUAA